Messenger RNA from Trichobilharzia szidati, 564 nucleotides. NCBI's taxonomy places the organism in Eukaryota, Metazoa, Platyhelminthes, Trematoda, Strigeidida, Schistosomatidae. The record is from the annotation of a GenBank genome assembly.
AUGAAUAUGCCAUUUCCUAUUCCCAGUGCUGACCUUCAAGAAGUCCUACAAGAAUUCAUCUCAGAUUUAAUUGAUUCAUGUUUAAUGGAUGAUAUUCUAAUAAUGCAUCGUGCAAUUAAGCUAGGAUAUUUUCAUAUUAUUGCUGCUGAAGCUAAUCCCGAUUUUACUGAUAACGGUGAUUAUGGUACUUCAAAGUCAAGUUCUAGCAGAAAUUCAAACAAAACUACAAGUUGUUGUCGAUGUGGAAAGUGUAACUCUAAGGUUGCUGCAACACGCUAUGCUGCUCAUUUGGCUAACUGUAUGGGUUUGGGAAGAAACAGUUGGAGACGAGCAAAUAGGCGUAUAGCAGAACAUUGUCGCUUAGAAGACAGUGAUAUGGAAACAGAAGAAAAUCUUCUUGAAUCAUCGUCUGGAGGCAUGGUUACUUACAAGAGUACUGAAACUACAUCUGAUCGAGUCGAAUGCAAAUACUCCAACAAAGCAAUCAGUCGUCACCAGUCGUCACCUUUGAAACCGACAAAUUCUCUGGUAUCAAAUGGUUCAUCGAAACGUCAGGCAAGCUGA